Stylophora pistillata is the source of this 812-nucleotide messenger RNA. RefSeq names its product large ribosomal subunit protein eL6. The record is from RefSeq and is a predicted model, not a curated record. Gene Ontology annotation, molecular function: structural constituent of ribosome; RNA binding. Lineage: Eukaryota; Metazoa; Cnidaria; Anthozoa; Scleractinia; Pocilloporidae. Gene Ontology annotation, cellular component: cytosolic large ribosomal subunit; ribosome. Gene Ontology annotation, biological process: cytoplasmic translation; ribosomal large subunit assembly.
AAGAAAUUGUUCGUAACACUUUUCACGUGCACUUUUGUAGAUGGCAAAAGUCCACACACCACGCAACAAAGAUCUCGCCCCUGGCAUAGGGAGGUACAGCAGAUCAGCUAUCUACAAAAAGAGGGCUCUGUACAAACGCAAAAAGACAGGAGUUAAGAAGGAAGUUGUUGAAGAACCAAAAACUAGAGUAAAGGAGGUUGGAGGGGACAAGAAUGGUUCCACAAGAGUAGUUCCAGUGAAGAGAGAGUCUCGCUACUAUCCAACUGAAGAUGUGCGACGACCUCUGAGGAACAGGCGAAAGGCUAAGCCCACUAAGUUGCGCACCUCUAUCACCCCUGGAACCAUUCUCAUUCUCCUUGCUGGACGUCAUCGAGGCAAGAGAGUGGUCUUCCUCAAGCAGCUUGCCUCAGGUCUUCUGCUAGUCACAGGACCUUACAAGGUGAAUGGUGUUCCUCUCAGAAGAGUGAACCAAGCUUAUGUCAUUGCCACCAGCACCCAGAUAGACCUGAGCAACUUCAAAUUACCCGAACGUCUGUCUGAUGACUUCUUCAAGAGAGAGCCAAGGAAGAAGAAACGAACAGAGGACAUGUUUGAAGAUGCUCAGGAGGAGAGGAAACCAAGUGAAGAGCGCAUUGAGGACCAAAAGACGGUUGAUGAGCAAAUCCUCCCAGAGAUCUCGAAAGAGGCACAUCUAAAGAAGUACCUGAAAACCUUGUUUUCCCUCCGAAAGGGACAGUACCCUCAUUCAAUGAAAUUCUGAGCUUGUUGGUGUAAAUUACAUGAAUAAAAGUUGGCAACUCAAACUUUUCACA